AUGGAAAUUGUAAAAAAGGAAAUUUUAAAGUGGCUAGCUGCUGAUAUUAUUUAUCCUAUUUCAAAUAGCAAAUGGGUUAGUCCUACACAAGUAGUGCCAAAAAAAUCAGGGAUCACAGUUAUAAAAAACGAAAAUGGGGAUGAAAUACAAACAAGAUUAACUACCGGUUGGAGAGUUUGCAUUGAUUAUAGAAAAUUAAAUUUAGUUACUAGAAAAAAUCAUUUUCCCCUACCAUUUACUGAUCAAAUUCUAGAAAAAUUAGCUGGAAAAAACUUUUUUUGUUUUCUGGAUAGAUACUCUAGUUAUAAUCAAAUUUAUAUAAACCCUUUAGAUCAAGAAAAAACAACUUUCACUUGUCCAUUUGGUACUUUUGCUUUUAAACGCAUGCCUUUUGGUCUGUGUAAUGCUCCAGCCACAUUUCAAAGAUGUAUGAUGUCUAUUUUUUCUGAUAUGAUUGGAAAAUGCAUGGAAAUUUUUAUGGACGAUUUUUCUGUUUUUGGCGAAUCAUUUGAUGAAUGCUUAAAUCAUUUACAGCAUGUACUUGAGAAAUGCAUAGAGAAAAAAUUAGUUUUGAGUUGGGAGAAAUCACAUUUUAUGGUUAAAGAGGGAGUUGUGUUGGGUCAUAUUGUGAGUAAAAUGGGUUUAGAGGUGGAUAGAGCAAAAAUUGAUAUUAUAUCUAAAAUGAAACCUCCAAAUUCAAUAAAACAGAUUAGAUCUUUCUAG
This is a messenger RNA of Spirodela intermedia, 723 nucleotides long. The record is from the annotation of a GenBank genome assembly. NCBI's taxonomy places the organism in Eukaryota, Viridiplantae, Streptophyta, Magnoliopsida, Alismatales, Araceae.